This is a messenger RNA of Sturnus vulgaris (Common starling), 1403 nucleotides long. The record is from RefSeq and is a predicted model, not a curated record. Lineage: Eukaryota; Metazoa; Chordata; Aves; Passeriformes; Sturnidae.
AUGGAUCAAAAUUUGAGAGGCACAGCGAUAGCUGGAAUUGUUUUUGGCAUAGUAUUUAUAAUGGGAGUGAUUGCUGGGAUUGCCAUCUGUAUCUGCAUGUGCAGGAAGAGCAACCGUGGUACUCGAGUAGGGGUCAUCAGAACCACCAUCAACACCAUCAACACAUACCCAGUGGCUCCACCAGCAUACAGCUAUGAAUAUGGAAUGGAGUACCCAGCUGACCUACCUCCACCUUAUACUCCAACCCCACAGACUGUAAUACAGUAUCCCCCACCCCCUCCAUACCCUGGAUAUUCAGGGAAAUAAUUAACUCGGCUUUACAUGGAUACUGACUGCUUCUUGAAACAGCUAGCACUGUUGGGACAAUGCUAUUGGCUCAGGGACAAAUAAGAUUGGGUUUUACAUCAACACAUGUGGCCAGGUGUUGAAGUAAACUGGAAAGAUUGCCAAGACUCAGGAUGAAUAAAAAUGCUGUCCAUUCUGGACCAUCAUGUUUCAUGAUUAAACAACAUGUGACCAAAGAAGCAGUUCCUGUAAGUUAGUGUCUGAUGAGAAGUGCUCAACACCACUUCUUAGCUUCGCCUGCAGCACAUGGGAGUGGGGCUUUUCCAUGUAGGAAUGUGCAAGUGGUGAAAGUGGUUCAACAAACUCUUUCAAAAGCACAGGAGGCUUAUCCUGGGGGAAAGUGUCACCUGUUAUCUCAAGAUAACCACUAUGCUUUUCCUUGAAAUGAGGAAAAUAAGCAAGAACAAGGAAUAUUGAAACUCUACCAUUUCUACUUCCAGCUGAUAAUACCCAAUAAUCACUGUGCAUAUUGGUCUGAUAAGCAUGUUACAAGGAGAAGUGCUGUUAGAGUUUUCUGGUAAUUAAAAAAUGUUGGGUAUUAUUUUUGGCCAAGUGCAGAUUUUUAAAGUGCCUCUUUUUAAGAAGUUUGUGACUAGUAUAUGAACUGGAAUGUUAAUGUAAGGAGAAUUUUUGUAUGUGAAAUACACUAAUUUAUAACUGAAUUGCUUUUACCUGGACUUAAAAACUCUAUACAUAGGAAAUAUGUUAAAAUGCCUUUUAAAUCAGCAAAUGAUAUUUUGAUUUUGGUAUAAAAAUAUGGAAUCAGCAAAACUCAGAAAUGGGAGAAAAAUGCAAAACAAAUAUUAAAACAUCCUAGAUUUGACUUCAGUUCAGUUGCAUAAAGCCAGGGUUUUUAAAUCAUAUUAUUUACCAGUAAUGAGGAUAUUCAGCCUUAGCAAAGAGAUGAGGGUAGAGACUGUGAGCAUAUCAUUACUUUUUAAUGUAUUUUGGGCAUUUUAUAACCGUAGGUCACCAAGUAAUACUUUUUACAUUUGUCAUGCAUGUUGUUCAAACUUACUUAUUCUCUACUAUAUGCUGUCCAUAUUUUUAUGAUUUAA